Molecule: messenger RNA, 789 nt
Organism: Solanum lycopersicum (tomato)
Lineage: Eukaryota; Viridiplantae; Streptophyta; Magnoliopsida; Solanales; Solanaceae
Product: two-component response regulator ORR21-like
Biological process (GO): regulation of DNA-templated transcription
Cellular component (GO): nucleus
Molecular function (GO): DNA binding; DNA-binding transcription factor activity
Source: RefSeq, a predicted model, not a curated record
CAAUGGAUACUUUAAAUGCUGUUUGGGAGAGAAAGAGUAUAUUCAAUCUUGUUCUUACAAACAUCCAUAGGCUUAACACAAAUGGGGUUGAUAUUCUACAAAUCAUCAAGAACAAACUCAAUCUUCCUACCAUUUGUAAGUGUUUUCAGAGUUUAUUUGUUUUGCAAUUUAAGUCUUUAAAGGGGGUUGCACAUUUAAUUUUUCUACAGUUAUGUCACCUGAUGAUACAAGAUGUGAAAAUCAAGUACAAGAUUGUAGUGUUGGAGCCUAUGUUGUGAGUUUCUCAGAUACAAAUGAGAUGAACAAGUUUUGGCAAAUGGUGUUAGAGAAGGAGAAAGGUAGAAAAACAGUAGUCAAUCAAGAGGAGAAUGAUUCAAGAUUGCCUCAGAAUGUAACUGCAGAGACAAGUAGAGAGAACACAACAUCUGCUGAUACUGAUGUAGCGAUAAAGGCGCAUGAUCUGAAGGGUAAGCGAAAAGCUAAUAGUGAAGAAAAUAGAGACAUCGAAAAGAAACGAAGGGUUGUAUGGACUCCAAAGAUGCAUCAAAGUUUCUUGCAAGCUAUCCAGUACUUAGGCUAUGAAAAGGCUGUUCCUAAGAAAAUAGUUGAAAUUAUGAAUGAGCCUGGAUUGACUAGAGAACAUGUUGCCAGUCAUUUGCAGGUGUGUUUUCAUUUAUAUUACUAAAAUCUUCUGCAGAACUUUAAAUCUCUUUACAAUCACUUCUACCAAAUUUUCAUCAGAUAUGAUAUCUGUUAACUUUUCCUUUUUCUCCAUAUGGACAUUCCAUU